Messenger RNA from Camellia sinensis, 808 nucleotides. RefSeq names its product selenoprotein family protein. Gene Ontology annotation, cellular component: endoplasmic reticulum lumen. Gene Ontology annotation, molecular function: oxidoreductase activity. The record is from RefSeq and is a predicted model, not a curated record. Lineage: Eukaryota; Viridiplantae; Streptophyta; Magnoliopsida; Ericales; Theaceae.
CCGUUGAUUCCUCUAUCCUGAUCACAUUGUCGCUAGUCAGAGGGAGAGAGAGGAGAGAGAGAGAGAGAGAUGGGUAUGAUGUUGUUGAUCUACGCGGCGGUAGUGCUUGCGAUACCUUUUGGUUCAAGAUCAGAGCGCCUGAGCACCAAAGAGUGUGAGGAUUUAGGGUUUACAGGCCUCGCUCUCUGCUCCGACUGCAACACCUUCGCCGAGUAUGUCAAAAAUCAAGACUUGGUAUCUGAUUGUUUGAAGUGUUGCACAGAGGAUUCUGAUGAUUCCAUGAGCAAGAUUACCUAUUCUGGCGCAGUUCUGGAGGUCUGCAUGAGGAAACUAGUAUUCUAUCCAGAAAUUGUUGGUUUCAUCGAAGAAGAGAAGGACAAGUUCCCUUCUAUCAAAGUUCAAUAUGUAUUCAAUUCCCCGCCAAAGUUGAUCAUGUUAGAUGAUGAUGGGCAACAUAAGGAAACCGUAAGAGUUGACAACUGGAAACGCGAACACAUACUGCAGUUCAUGAGAGAGAAGCUUAAGCCUUCUUCAGCAGCAAUCUAACAGAGUAGUUAAUUUGGGUUUUCUGUGUCACGGCUAAACCUGUAUACUAUGUUUGUGUUGUUUAUUUUGCCUUAAAAAUUUGAAAAUUUAAUUUGCAGACUUAUCUAGUUACACUGAUAUGGAAAGAAGAAUUUUGGAGCAUAGAUGCUUUUUAAUUGUCUAACAUCAUUGUGUCUAUACCCGAGCUGCAGUUUUGCAUUUGGUGUAUGGUGUUAGGUUGCAUUUGGAUUUAUGAAAGUGAAAUGAGGGAUUUUUGGGCACU